UUAUUUAAUAAGGAAUUGAUGACAACCGCCAUUUUUGUUUAUUUCGGCUUUUUCCUGAUUACGGAGUCGCGACAGAGGAUAUUUUUGAUCCGCAUACUGAUUUUGGCCAUAAUAACCCUAACUGCCCCGCCCCGCUUUUACUCAUAUUUUAACUGUGUAUUAACGAAUUAAUGUUGUAUUUUAAUGUAUCUUUUACUCUGUUUACUUGCUUUCAUUCAACUCCAUUCUUCUGUAAAGUGUCUUUUGAGUAUUUUGAAAAGCGCUAUACAAAUAAAAUGUAUUAUUUAUUAUUACCGCGGUGUUCCGUACUGGCAAAUGACGUAACUUCCGGACUUUGGUACGGUCCUAAAAAGGCUUACGAGAGAAAGAAAGUGCUACCUUCACGAAGGAAUAUCAACUUUUGAACUCGUUGUUAUUCUAACACUGGACCGUAUUUAAUUGCAAUGAGGGUUGUAAUAGGAGGCGGAUCUGGCUUUGUGGGUCGAGAGUUGAUGCGUCUUCUCAGGGAACAAGGUCAUGAGGUCACCGUGAUUUCACGGCAGGCAGGUCCUGGGAGAAUAACAUGGGCUGAGUUGCAGUCAGGCGGCCUUCCACCAUGUGACGGCGCUGUCAACUUGGCAGGAGAGAAUAUCAUGAACCCUCUGCGAUGGUGGAACGAAAGCUACAAGAAGGACUUGUUUUCCAGUCGUAUUGACACGACAAAAGCUCUGGCUCAAGCUAUCGAAGCAUCCCCCAGUCCUCCUCUCUCUUGGGUUCUGGUCUCUGGCGUUGCGUGCUACAAGCCCAGUCUGACAGCUGAGUAUACUGAAGACAGUGAUUGGACACCCUUUGACCUGCUGUCCAAACUCGUGAAAGAGUGGGAAGCUUCUGCGCUUUUGCCGGAAAGUGUGACAAAAACCACAAAGCAAGUGGUAAUCAGACCUGGGGCAGUGUUGGGCCGAGACGGUGGUGCAAUGAAGCAGAUGCUGCUGCCCUUCUGGCUUGGUCUUGGUGGGACUCUAGGCUCCGGGCGGCAGCCAUUUCCUUGGAUCCACGUUUCGGACCUGGCAGGAAUCAUUGCUCAUGCCCUGCAGUCUCCGGCUGACACACCACUUUCCUCACCACUGGUCUUAAAUGGUGUAGCCCCCACCCUCAAUACCAACUACGAAUUCACCAAAGAACUGGGGCGGGUGCUGAGGCGGCCCACCAUAUUUUCUGUGCCGGGAUUUGCCAUGAACGCCCUACUGGGCUCGGAGAGAGCUGUGAUCCUGACUCAAGGCCAGAAAGUGGUUCCAAAGAGGACCCUCGAGACCGGGUUUCAGUACAAGUUCCCAGACUUGACCUCGGCUCUCCAAGAGAUUGCGAGUUAAAAAUAAAGCAUGCUUGUAACAUUUAUACAGGCUGCUUUUUAAAUGACAAUAACAUUGUGAAAAGUGCAGCUUUUAUCAUAAAAUUGACAUUUAUUGACAUUACUGGUUCCUACAUAUCACUUCUGGUGUCCUGCGUCGUCACGAUUCAUCAUUUUGGGUCAUUUCGUUGUCAUCCACCUCCGGAACAAGAGGAAGUUGGUCGCCCCACUCACUGCUGCGGGCGCAGCGGUACACGUCCCUAAACACGAAAACCUCAACCACAUCAGCUUUCACUUUUGUCUUAUUUUGAUUUCUUUUGAAGUCAGAGAUAAAACAUCAACACAUGGCAGCCAGGAGCUCUCACCUGCUGUGUUUUCGUGCGGUCACCACAACGUGUUUCAGCUGUCCGUUGGGGCAGCACAGGCGACAGUGAACGUGCCUCGUCCUGGCCUGUGGGGACGCUAUCAGCCGAGACCACUCCACCUCCUUGACUCCCUCUGCCUCUGGAGGGCGCUCUCGUGUCAGGAUGAGGUAGCUGAACUUCUCAGUGUGACUGUUAUGCUGACAAAAAGAACAUUAAAUACGGGGCUGCUAUUCUGUUCACCGUCAUGGUUAAUAUUUUCAUUAAUAUUAUCGCCACACAAUAAGUAUGAUUGCUGCUGUAUCCUCGUUUGUUUGUUGUUUUGUUAUUGUCGUUACAAUUGUUGUGGCUGUUCUUGUCUCUCUCUGUAGUGCCCCCUACCGUUUUAUUUUUCUCUUCUUUUCUAUCCCCUCCUGCUCUAGUCCAGCAGCUCCACAUUUGCAUAAAAAAAGACAAAGUCAAAACCUAUAUAAGUAGGAUAAAGGUUAGUGGAGAAGAUUUGAGUCCACAGGACAAUUUUUGCAACUCGUCAAUGAAAGUUCACUAGAGUGACGCGAAAGUGGUUCCCAAGAGGACCCUCGAGCCCGGGUUUCAGUACAAGUUCCCAGACUUGACCUCGGCUCCCCAAGAGAUUGCGAGUUAAAAAUAAAGCAUGCUUGUAACAUUUAUACAGGCUGCUUUUUAAACGACAAUAACAUUGUGAAAAGUGCAGCUUGUAUCAUAAAAUUGACAUUUAUUGACAUUACUGGUUCCUACAUAUCACUUCUGGUGUCCUGCGUCGUCAUGAUUCAUCAUUUUGGGUCAUUUCGUUGUCAUCCAUCUCCGGAACAUUGUUGUUUUGUUAUUGUCGUUACAAUUGUUGUGGCUGUUCUGGUCUCUCUCUGUUGUGCCCCCUAUCAUUUUAUUUUUCUCUUCUUUUCUAUCCCCUCCUGCUCUAGUCCAGCAGCUCCACAUUUGCAUAAAAAGACAAAGUCAAAACCUACAUAACGGGAAUAGUAUCUUACACUUUUCCCUGGUAGAGCAAAUCCGUUUCAUAUGUAAGGGCAUUUAGAUCAGCAAUACUAUUUGCCCUAAUGGCUGGACAAUAAAUAAAUAAAUAAAUACAGGGCUGUCUCUCCAUGGGGGGCACAAGGCUGCUUAUCAGGUUAAAGUAAAAUAGUAUAAAAAUAAAUACAAUUAGGCUCCAGACGGCCCUCGUUUAGUGUAAUGGUAUAAGAAUGCAAUGUGUGGCUCAGACUUACCCCGUAGAGAGGCAUAUACAUCUGGUGAAAGUUGCAGGGUACCGCAGGCAUGAGUGCUAGUUUUGGACACGUCUCUUCAUGGGGACACUUGGAUCCAAACAAAGCAACAAAAAUAUUUGAAACAAAUUUUCAAAAAUUGAUAAUGUGACAGCUUAUUCAAAAUAAUUACCGGAGCAAACACCGAUGCUGGUCUAGUAUCGUAGAUGGUCUUUUCUUUCUUCUACAAAUGGAAAAAAUGAAGAUUUAACUCAUCAGACUGCUUUUUAGUUUUAAUAUACAAAAACUGAAGUACCUGUAAUAAAGUAUC
Messenger RNA from Doryrhamphus excisus (bluestripe pipefish), 3237 nucleotides. RefSeq names its product short chain dehydrogenase/reductase family 39U, member 1 (gene sdr39u1). Lineage: Eukaryota; Metazoa; Chordata; Actinopteri; Syngnathiformes; Syngnathidae. The record is from RefSeq and is a predicted model, not a curated record.